CGCAACAAAGCGAACAAAAUGGUUGCGCUGCAGGUCCCGGCGAAUAAAAAAUGUGCGGCCGUCGGAUAAAGGCCGAACGCGACCAACACGUCUCUAAACCAGAUGUGGUCCGGUUCUCCUCGAACUGCGAGUAAACCGGUUCGACUGUGAACCGAAUCCGAGGCGGACCGACGUGUCCUCGCGGGGAUGGAACCGGCGGGCGACCGAACCGGGGAUGUAAAUAAAGGCGAGGAACCGGCGGAGGACAAGGCCGCAGACCAGACCUCGGUCUCCAGUACGAGCGUGACCCCGCGGAUGGGGCUCCGGGAGCGGGGAGCGGCCCGCCCGAGGUCCGGGGGCGUCCACGGAGCCUCGGCGAGCCCACAGAGCUCGGGCCGGGUGCUGAGGGACCGGGCGACCAGGUCGGUACCCGCCUGGCUGAAGGACGUCAAGAGCGACGACGAGGAAGAACCGAGCCCGGAAACCGGGACGAGCAAGCGGCGGAAAGUUUCCAACUCCAGGCGGAAGAAAAACUCGGAGCCUGCGUGCUCGGCCGGAGGGGGAGUCGCAGGUGACAGCCUUCAAGCCACAGACAUGGAGGAUCCCAAGAAACCUGCUGCAGAUGCUCAAGCUCUUCCCUCCAGACGCCCCCCGGCCCAGACUCGUGCCAAGCCCCAGUCUGCCAGAGCCAGCCGCAGCGCUGCCAAGCCUGUGUGUAAGACCGAACCUGGAGUGGAGAAUCCAGCUGGUGAGCAACCUGUUGACAAUGAGCUGCUUUGGUUCAGCGGGCAUGCCUGUAAACGCUUCAGAUUACACAGAGACUCUGUGUCAACACGCUGAAAACUGUUCCUGAGGUUGGGUUUUUAUGAAGACAUUUGGUUCAGGUAUCUGCAAGUAUGGACUCCUCAUGGUCAUCUGCAAUUAGUCUGACUAAUGGGAUCAGAUAACCUUUUCUCCUCCACUUUGUUACUUCAGAUAAUCCACAUACUCAAUGUGAUAGACUGCAUAAAAACAUUGUUAUAUUUAUAUUCAUAUAUGUGUGAUUUAUAAAAGGAAGCUUUAGCUACCUUCCUGCUUGAUAUCUUCUCUGUUUGUCAUGCAGCAGUUGAAGGAAAGGCAAAUGAUAAAGA
This is a messenger RNA of Limanda limanda (common dab), 1109 nucleotides long. RefSeq lists its product as uncharacterized. The coding region runs from base 187 to 819 and encodes 210 amino acids. The record is from RefSeq and is a predicted model, not a curated record. NCBI's taxonomy places the organism in Eukaryota, Metazoa, Chordata, Actinopteri, Pleuronectiformes, Pleuronectidae. The transcript has 4 exons.